Messenger RNA from Saccostrea cuccullata (small rock oyster), 612 nucleotides. RefSeq lists its product as uncharacterized. The coding region runs from base 88 to 612 and encodes 174 amino acids. Lineage: Eukaryota; Metazoa; Mollusca; Bivalvia; Ostreida; Ostreidae. The record is from RefSeq and is a predicted model, not a curated record. The transcript has 3 exons.
GCUGAGAGCCAGGGAAAAGGAAAAAGCCUGAACGAUUUGAAGUUGAGAGUUGAAGGACUCGCCAGUGAAGCGGAGUCUCUGAAGCAAAUGGACACAAACCUGACCAGUCAAUUUAUUGCGUUAUUGAGAGAUGAACAGGAAGAAGAGAAGACCGACGAGGCAAGAGACAACAAAAUAAAAAGCCUAGAGGAGAAGAUUCAGGAACUCACCACAAAUCUGACCCAGAAAGUCGGCCCAAUAAAUGUAUCGAAUUUGUUGUCCCAAAUUGCAGGUGUGCACAGUGAGAUCUCAGCCUAUCCGGACAUUGUGGUCCAGGCCGCAUGUGCAGCAAGCUAUCGAGGUGGAUUUGUUUCGGCCGUCAGAAGAACGUGUUCGAAUGGAGCUUCCUCCUGUGACGUGGUCUGUAGAGAGGCCACCUCACAGAUGAAAGCAAAGAUGGGAAAUCAGGGAGGAAAACAAGCACAGUGUGUUCAGACCUUUCAUUUCUAUGGAUUGAAUGGAAACCUUGUACCUGGUGUACCCGGGAAGGUCAACAGGAUAAUGUACCGCUACGACUCCAGUGCCUGCUCGAAACAGUUCUGUGGUCCGAAUUUUUGCUGCUGUACUCUGUGA